This is a messenger RNA of Paramuricea clavata, 5972 nucleotides long. Lineage: Eukaryota; Metazoa; Cnidaria; Anthozoa; Malacalcyonacea; Plexauridae. The record is from the annotation of a GenBank genome assembly.
CUCAAGUAUGGCGGACAUUUUAUUAACUUUUCUUGGUAUUUUUUUCACUUUUUCGGCCUUAUUGUAUGGAGCACACCAUUUUUUUCGCUUUCAGGACUUCGACCAAGUUAGAGUUGAUAAGUUUUUUCAAAAAAAUGGCGCAAAUACUAAGGCAUUUGUUAUCGGACAUCGCGGAAGUACGAUGGAGGCGCCAGAAAACACACUCGCUGCCUUUCGUCAUGCAGCCGAAAACGGCGCAGAUGCCGUUGAAUUUGAUGUAGAUUUUACAAAAGAUGGACAUGCUAUUGUCAUACAUGACGCUACAGUCGACAGAACGACGAAUGGCACUGGUGGAGUUUGCGAUUACACUUUACAAGAGAUUAGAAAAUUAAAUGCAUUGGGUGACAUUAAAAAUAGGUACACAAAUCUGUUGAACUGAUAUUGUUCAGUGGUGUCAUCAGGACCGUAACAGCGUAACUAGACGCAAUAAUUUUUAGGGUAUGUUCAUAUAUUCAUGUUCCGGCUGACUUUUUUUUUUAAAUAUUCAAACCCUCCCCCAAUUAUCACGUCUAGUUACGGCCCUGGGGCCAGUUGUAUAAAACUCUUAAUCACUUUUUUAAUCACUAUUUUGUAAUUAAAUAGUGAUUAACUCUCAAAUACAGUGGCGUAGCCAGACCUUCAUUUUUGGGGGGGCGAAGCGAACGCCGAAGGCGCGAGACCAUCUAUGGAGGUCCGGGGACAUGCACCCCCGUGAAAAUUUUGAAAUUUAGAGUCCCUGAAAUGUGAUUUCAAGUAUUUUGGGGGUGAAAUCUUGCAGAAUUCCAAAGAUUAUAAAGUACGCUCUAGGGGGGUUCGGGGGCAUACACCCCAGGGAAAAUUUUAAAAUUUAGAGUCCCUGAAAUGUGAUUUCAAGCAUUUUGGGGGUGAAAUCUUGCAGAAUCCCGAAGAUUAUAAAGUACGUCGAAGACAUAAAUUUUCCCAGACAUUUCUAAGUUUCUACUCGCUUUUAUAUAUGAUACAGAAUAAGUCUGAUGAGAAGAAUAUUCAUGUUAUCAUAAUGCAUAUACAUGUAAAUCUAAAUCUAUUCCUCUUGGAACCAUAUCUACAACUGUUUUAACGAGAUUUUAGAAAUCAAGUUCUUCCAGUAUUUCGUCGUUUUUCUCAGUCGAGACGUACUUAAUCCGUUCCAGCUUUGAGGAUGUAACGUGUACCCCCCCCCCCCAUUUCUCUACGGAUUUAGCCUUUUUCAGAGAAUAGUUUUUUUGCGAUUGGGGGGGCGACCACCCCCCCUUGCCCCCCCUUGGCUAUGCCCCUGCUCAAAUAGGCACUUCUUAUUGGAUGACAUUUCCACUUAACUCUGAUUACCUUUAAUCACUUUUUUAUACAACUGGCCCCUGGUGUCUAUUUAAUAACCAUGCCCCCCUAUUGAGGAACUUGGAAUUCUCCAGGGUUAGGUGAUUUUUAGCCCUAGAAUACACCCUUGCAGAAAGUAUGUCAUUUGGCUAUAGAGACUCUCAGACUCAUUUUCAUGCAAGAUUACUAAAUCCAAGCUUCUCAAUCAUGAGAACGAGGCUCUGUAGCCAAAGUGACACACUUUGUACUAUGGAUUUGGGAGUGGGUAUAUUGAAUGAAACUUCCUCAGGGGUCAAAAGGAAAUUAAUUUCCUGUCCAAAUGUUAUAACUACUUAACCAAGAGGGAGACAAAAACAAGAGUUAGAUCUUUUAUAAAAUGUUUUUUAGCGAGAACUACUCAUUCACACAAGUUCCAACUCUAGUUGAAACAAUCGAGACAUGUCUGGAACUGGGAAUAAAAAUGUUUAUUGAAGUCAAGGCAUAUCAGCAUUCAGUAAAGGUAAACUUAUGAUUAAGUGUGGGGGGGGGGGUAGUCUCUCCUGCAGCAGGUAUGUGUGUGGGAAAGAAACCACUAACAUCUGCAAAGGAGGUUAGAGGGGUGAGUCUAUUUUCCAGGGGUAUACCCCAGAUUUUCGGUUUGCAGGUGCACAAGCAACAGUCAAAAUCAACUUCAACCAUUGCACACCCAAAUUAAUAUUCACAGUGCACUGGCCCACUUCCAUCCUCCCUACAAAAUCCUGAUAAACAAUUAGUCAAUUAUUUUCUAGGCUGCACUGCUUCUUAAAGAACUUUUCAAGAAAUACAACCUUUAUGAGAAAGCUGUUGUUCUAUCUUUUUAUCCUAAUGUUGUAUACCAGGUAAAUGAACUUUCAUCCCCAUCAUGUACCAUAUAUUGGUAAUGUACAAAUCUGACGUUUGAGCCAUCAGUCAGUUGUUGAUGUCAGUUGAGACUUUGUUGGUUAACCAAGUCAAAUGUCUGAGUCACUGUUCAGCUGUCUUUGUAGUUCAUUGACUUAGGACCCUACUCCUAUUUGAUUGUGAAUUUUAUUCAAUUUUGUCUUUUUUUACAUGACUCGGAUUUGACUUGGUAAAUGGAUUUACUCAUGUCAGUUUAUCAGUUGGUCUUUGUAGUCUGAUGUAAGUCCCAAUAUAGUACAAUAUAAAAUUUACACAUUUAUUUUCAGGUCCGUAAAGCAGAUCCCAAUAUCUUGGUCAUCCAGAACUGGAUUAAGCGUCAUUUAUCGUACCACCGAAAUGGCACGCCGAAGCAUUCUCAUUGGUCAAUGACAAAAAUUGCUAGAAGUUUGGAUUUACUUGUCGAGUUCUCUGUUCAUACCUGGAUCUAUCACAUUCUACGUUUUCCAGUGCUUAUCACUCAUCACAGCGAAGCUUCGGGGUAAAUGUUGGAUUACAAAAAAAUCUAGCAAAUCAUUUUGGGCUUUUUCUGCACCGACAAUCUUGGACAUAACUGGUUGAGACUACUUUCGUAUACAAAAUUUGUACAGGAUAAAUUCCAUGUUGAAUUAUGUUGCCCUUCUUAAGCUCCCGCUCACCCAACUCAAUGUUGAGCUUGUGUCAUCAUGGUAAAUUACCAAAAGUUGUUUUGGCAUUGUUUCCAACAUUUUGUCAAUGUGCAUUAACUUUGCAAUAUUGAUUGGAAUCGUCUUAAGGGUUACUGUAUGCAAGUCUUAUGUCCACGGUUGUAUGUGAAGAACCCAUGUGUGCAAACCGUAAUAACACUUUACUGUAUAAUAACAUUUUACUGUAAUAACAGUUUUAUUGCACAGUUACCAUUCACAGGUUUUCAGAAAUUGUUAGGGAGUGAAGAUAGUUGCAGUCUCUAGACUCUUAACACCCCCUACCCCCCUUAAUGUCCACCACUCAUAAAUUUUUCCUUUCAUUUUUCAGUCUCUAUGUUCAGCUGUGGAAAGAGUCAAAUGUAAGUGUUAUUGUGUAUGGUGUAAAACACAAACACGAGAAAGAUUAUUUUACGCAUCUUGGGUGCCCCGUUAUUGUCGAUAAUGUCAAGGAGUUGGCGCAACACAAUUAAUCUAAAGUUUUGAAAAUUAUUUAUGAAUAUACACAGUGAAUUACAUGUUGAAGAUAUUUUUUUAUUUACGAAUAUCAAUUUAUAUAAUUAUCUAAUAUAAUUUAUAAUAAUGAUCUAUAUAAUAUAGAAAUCACAGCAUCUGACCAUAUAGACAGUAAAAGAAUAAAAAGCAUUGCAACACAUUGCUGCAAACAUAUUAUGUGGACACUAUAUGGACAAAAACACCAUUAACCUUUGGGUAAUUCCAGCAGGAAAGUUCACUGCCCAUUGGAGCAGGGUGAAUAUUAAAAUGUACUAGGAUGUCUGAAGAGUUAGUUACAAAAGUUAGUUUUAAUUCUUUGCUGAACACAAUUGGUUCAAUGAUCUAAACAUUGUAUAGACCUGAUUUUCUUCUCUCUAUCCCAUGUUGGCUUCACAGAUGGGUGUGUAUUUAAAGAGGAAAUAAUCUGCGUAGUUGUUCCAGUAUUAACCAAGUCACUAUCGUGUGCGGUCCAAGACGUAUCCAAGCUGGAAUAAAUCCCUGCAAAAAUAACAAUGUUGUAAAAGUUAAUUAUUCUUGAUCCUCCAAAAAGUUAGGUGAUUUUAGGAAAGAUGGUAGACUUAAAUACUCAUGAUGGGUACAAAAAUUAUAACUCUGAGAACAUUUUACACAUGAGUAGAAUAGAAAACCAGCUGGAGAAGAAGGCAUAGAAGAGAGGAGUAAAAAGCAUAGUUCAGAUAAUAGAAGAAGCAAUAUCUUGAAUGAGAUAUGGUCUGAAUGGAUGAUAGAAAAUUAGCUAUGAGAGAGUGGAAGGAAUGUGUAAGAUGAAAAAGACCCAGAGGAAGAUGAAGUGAUGAAUUAAGAAAAUCAUGGAACAGAUAAGUCAACUUACACAGAGGAUGAUGCAAAUAAAUUGAGUUACAUGGAGACAAUAAACAAGAAGCAGUACCUUGUAGAAACCCAUUGGUCCAAGCUUUGCUGUAUGCCAAAAACAUUCAAAUACAUUCUACAUGAAGAUAAGGAUGUACAAAAGCAAUAUUAACAGAGUAGUCAGAGCCAAGUUGCCCAGCUAACUGGUAUAACAAGAAUUAUAAUAUCGAUGAAAUCACAAAAUAUUCUCCAAAUAAUUGCUUGCUUCCAAUCUCUGUUGGUUUCAUCACUGGAUGGGUAGAGCUGUAGUCUAGAAACCCAUAGAGGGAGUUCAAAUCCCUCUUGAGACAACAGAUUUUUCUUCCUUGCAGUGAAGGUUUUCUUACUUUAUACUCUGUUGAGUUCAUCAUUCUUGUUUUCAUCACAUCAAAAGGUUGAGUGACUGCUGUUGCUAUUGUCCCCUACAAAAAGACAAUUAAAUAUUUUAAAUUUUAAUCCACUCGUUUGAAAUUUCCUUGUUUGUCUCUUGUGAAUCUUGCUGUUCCUCAACAUACCGCCAUAAAACUCGAUGUAAAAUGUGUGAUGAUAUUGUCACAAAAGUAUCUAGGAAAUGGAUAAAAAGUUAAGGAUUAAAAUGAUGGGAAAAUGGUAACAGAACAGACCUCAGAGACUUUGUAUAAUAGACAAUUGCAGUAUGUAAUGGGCAUAAAGGUGUUCUUACCCACUCUGAAGUAAUGUUUCCUUAAUUUGAUCAUAACAAGCAACCUGGAUGCAAAGCAAGAAUUAAGAUUAAAACUUUGCCGUUUAAAGCUAAAACCUUUCUGAUGAAUAGUCUGCUUUACUCAAAAGGUUAUCACAAAAUAAUUUAACCUGCUUUGUAUGGGGAGGAAUGCAAUGUGUAGGUAUACACUGUAGACCCAUUGCACAUGACGUCACAGUGCCAGUGACGAUGCAUCUGGAGGUCAAAUUAGCAAUCUAUGCAUAAUAUAACUUUUGUAAGCAAAGCAAAUUUUGUAAAAGUUUAUAAUAAUUUUGUAUUAAAAUGGUUCAUUUUUGCACUGUGUGUGGUUGUUGUACCUGAACAGAUAUUGUUAGGGAGCAUCUGGAGGGCACUCUUAAGGAUUUGUGAUGUCAGUGCAAUGGAUCUAUACAGUCACACUAGAAUAGUCUAACCUGAGUUGAUGUAAUCAUAAUCCCACGUGACGAGGUCAUCGUUACGCCUCUCAUCCACAUUGCAAAGCCUUCUUCUCGAGCAAUUCUGAUCACGCCAUCAAUUGCAUGCUUGUAACUAGAAGAAACAAAAUUCUUGAAUAACAAAUCCUAUUUAUUCAAUUGAACAAUGAAUCCAAAUUUAAUCAUACACAUACUUCCUUCGAAGUUCAGGAGCUAUUUUGAUAUCAUUUUGCAUCCUGUAAUGAAAUGUAGAUCAAAAUUAUAUAUGUGCUUAAUUUCUUUUGUAUACUUAAUACAAAUACUAUAUAUCAUUGAGUUGUAUAUAAUAUAUUUACCGAACAUUGACAAUGUCAGCAGGAUUCCCAGCAAAACCUCCAAUAAACCCUUCAGAAAAAGAAAAGAAUUUGCACACCUUUCUGGUAGUUGGAAAUUCUCAAAUUCGGGAGGUUUGGCUUUCAUUGUGAACUUUUUCAAACACUUGUACAGUGUUAUUGGCAACUGUUGUUGGAAUUUUUAGUCUGGUUUUCUUGAUGAUAAGAUGUUUCUGAAAUUUGUGUUCUUUCUUCC